GACUGAUGUUUUAUGGUCAACUAAACUGACUGAACGGCGACUGACGCGAUGGAUUUUCUGUCAGGUUAAUCUUUCUCUGACAACGACACAGUUCUGGUAAGUACUAACAGUAUACUAUGAAAUUAAAUAGUAUGUUACACGUAAACAAUUUUAAAAAAAACUUCAUUUAUUUGUGCAUUCAGGGCUGGAGACACCGAGGGCAAACUAACAGGAAUUCUAGCUUUGAACACGGAAGCCCCAGCAAGGGCAACUGUUUGGAGAAGCAAAUGUUGCCUAGGGUUUUCUAUGGCUUGAGGAGGGCUAAAAAUUUCCGAGUGACCUUUCCAUUCCUGUUAAAUUCCCUGCGAUUUUCUGAAGUUUAAGUUUUCACAUUUCACUCCCCAUGUUAGGCUAUUUUUAACGUUUUAUGAAAGUGAAUUUUUUUUAUUCCUCUCUCCAUCACAUUUUUGAAUCCCGGCAAAAAUUUUACUUUAAAAAAAAACAAGAAAUUCUGCGGCAAUUGCUUAGAGUUUCAACCUUCUUUUAUCGUAAAGCUUCUCUUUAUUACAGUUUUGCAAUCGAGUGGAGUGUGGUUUAGGGAACAAAGUAAAUUUUUCAAAUGUGGUAAUCUAUUCAUUAUCUAUCUUGACAAGUUGUCAAUUUACAAAUGAACCGAACCGUGAAAUAUCAAGGGGCGUUUUCCAGAAUCGUGGGGUUUCCGGACAAGCGUUUCCUCUUCUCCCCUCCCCCUCCCCCUUCCAUUUUUUUUGCUCCCGCUUCAACUUUCGCGCUAUAACUCGACUGGAAACGCUUGCUACGCAGGCUAUCGAUCACUUGAUACUCGCUCAUGAUGCAAGUAAUCUCCAUGUCUUUUUUUUUUUGAAUGAAUGAAUUUAUGAAUUUUGCAUUUCCUAGCUGGUAGAAUUGUUAGUAGACACCUUUCUGACUCGCUUUAUCAUUGGCUACUAUUGACAAGUUUUGAAAUUUUACUUGGUAAAACUGACAGGUUGAUUUACACUGUUCUCUGCAUAAAUUUAAGAAAGUAGUUGUUUCUCAUAUUUCAGAAUCAAAAUGCGAUUGACAAACGAGCGCUUGGCGAUGAACUAUGUUUAUGGUUUUAAUAAUGAAGGCGCAAGAUAUCCUACGUAAGAAAUUCCGAGCAAAAUUUUGAACACAGCUCGCAAUCAACGAUCUAUCAUGCUGAAUUAAGUAAAGCCGUUUCGUAUUUUGAGAACUUAGAUACCCAAACUUAUCAAAAAAUUUUAAGAAGCAAGUUUCCUAAAAAAAGAAGCAAGAUCGAGAUCCGUCUUGUCAUUUUCUUAACUCUGUUAUUACUUCCUUGUAUAACAGGUGACUGCUGCAAAGUUGGGGCCCUGAACAACUCCAACGCCGGGUUGACGGCAUUGGACUCUUCCAUUUAACUUGACGAACGUUCUCUAUAUAAUCAGGUGGUGUACUGUGGUUUUCUUGAUAUCUCUUAGUCCCUGCAAAAAUAUUCUGCUUGAGAUUUUUGGUUUUGAAACUUUCCUUUCUAUUCCAGAGAUCUGUGGAUUAAACGAUAAAAGGCGCAAACUUUGUUUUCUUUUAAAAGAGACGAUAAAACAUUACAUAUUAUGUUGAGAUGAUGAUGUGAGAUUCACCGAUCAGUUGGGGAGACAUACUUUCACGACAAACGUCAAUCUUAGGUUAAAGAUUUCUCAAAUUAGGAGAUUGGUGGACAAAAACUGUCCAAACAAUUCCUAUUUCGUAUAAGAGGCGUAAAAAAAGAAUUUUUGUUUGUCGUAGAUAUAAAAAACAGUUCACAGCGAGUUAAAGAAAAUCUUCAUUGGUCGCGGGACGAGCAUCGUAAAGGUGAUUCAGCGUUUUCACAUGACGUCACGGCGGCCAGUUUAGAACACUGGAACGGCGGCCAUGUUUGUGUUUCAAACCAAUACUGUGGGAGUUGAACUCUUUUCUUAUGUAAACGCUUUCUUUUGUUGCAAUUAAUUUGCAUAGCAGCUGGGCACGUGAGUGAAAACGCUCUAUUUACAACUGGUCUGCAAAAAUAUAAACUUCUUCACCGACUCUUACUGGGUCUUACUGAAAUCUUUAUGUUCUUUUCUUUUGGUCUUUUCCCAUGACCUUUACUAGGAUUUCAUGCAAUUUAAUUUUGAAACUGUAUUUGCAGCAGCCGCUAUUUCUAACCAUAGUUAAUUGAGUGGAAUGGUUACGAAACCCGUCAGACUCCUUUGUUAUAUGUUUUUGUGGACCUGAAAGUGCACAACGUUCAAAAGAAUUCCUAUCAUUUUGAUUGUAUUGACCAAUAAAAACGUUGCAUUAAUUUAUUCCGUAACAAUUUGUCAACAGAAAACAAAGGAUUGUGCACUUUCACGGUGCUUUGAACAUAAACUGCAGCACUGUUGUUUUUAUCAUUGAUGUUUGCCGCUUUUCAUAACCUAAUAACUAUGUUCUAACCAUAUCGAAGUAUAAUAUCUAGUUUGUAACACCAAAGUCUAAAAACAAAAAGCUGCAAGGAGACCCCGCAGACAAGGAAAAAUUAUCGCUGUAGUGGCUUCAUGAAAAACUCGGUUUUUACAAUAGUCAAUUUGAAUAGCUUUGGCUGACGAUCAACUAACUUUUUCCUUGCGUCACAGUAACGGUCGAAAGGCUGCACAUGACUUUUGCUGCGAUUUUCACAUUGACCGUCAUUGUGGGAUGGGUACACCGAAAUUAGUGCGCACCUAAACUGCAAUAAUAUGGCGUCACUUGUUGAAGCAAAAUACCACACUGUAGCAACCAUACAUGAACCCAUAAUCCGGAGCGAGCAAGUUCCUUGCGCUUGUGUCAUGGCGUUUUCACGGACCUGUUUAUUUUUAGAACGGUUUUGGCGCGAAUUUUGAAUAUCUGGUAAAUUCCACAAACCAGUCAGCAAAACCUACAGACCUAGAAAUGAUAUUUUUGCCUUUUAAUAACAUUUAGUUUUCCUUUUUGAUAUCCUAUACUUCGAAUACGCUCAUAGACAUGGUGGAGAUUUUAUUUUCGCAGGAAAAAGUGCCCUAAAAUGUAUCUAAAAAUAAAUUAAACAUGUCCCUAAAAACGCCGUGACAUAGUCCUAGCAUGUAAGCUCCGGUUUAUGGGCUCCUGCUUAUUAUAAAAAUCCUUUGCUUCUCACCUUAGAUCUGAGUCACAAUGCCCAAUAUACACUUGUUCGUCUCACUCUUGCUCGUGACAACUAUAUCUCAUGCUGGUAAGUCAUAUUUUGUCCACGGAAAUCGAUGGAACUCCAUGGAGGUAUUUCUUACUGUAUGUACCAAGUUAUGUCACGCUAUUUUCUACCUUUUUAAAAAGCUAAAGCGUGUUUUCGAAUCAAUUGAAUUCCAAGAAUAAGACUAUAUUUAGACAUUAAAACCGUUUCCUUCCGUCUGUUAAUAUGGAUGGCAAGGACGACUGAAACUUGAAAAAAUGGCCAGACUUUUCAAUGCAAAAAAUUACCAAAAAAUAAUUAUGGCUAGUGCUGUCUGAUAAAUUUUGUUUGGGACCUUCUCCAUAACUCUAAAGGAGCAUUUUGUAUAAGUGUACAGGCACUAAGUAAUGACUUCAGCACGUAAUAUUCCUAAAAACAGCAAUAUCCUCGAGACAAACCCCUUUUCACACCAAGAUAAAUUGACUACUAUAUAAUUAAAAGGCCCAAUCACUGUUGUGGAAAGUCAAAUCUCUUUCUUUUUUCCACGAGCUUGACGUGGCGAGUGUUUCACCUUUUCCAAAACGAAACGUGUUAUUAUUCUCUUGUCUUAAAGCGUCAGCGUGUCCAAAUAUGGCAAUCCUGACAGGGACUUCGGGCAUCAUCACAAGUCCUUCUUACCCGGGAAAUUAUGGUAAUAACCACAAUUGCAGCUGGAAAAUCAUGCCAAGUACAGGAAAUCGCGUCAAGUUGGUCAUUCAAGACAUGUACAUAGAAAGUGGGACUAACUGUCGCAACGACUAUAUACAAAUUCAAAAUGCUGUUAUACAUGGUAGUGGUGUGCUUCCUGGGCGUUUAUGUGGUUCACUCACCAGCAAUUCGACUUUUUCUUCUUACCACGAAACCUUGAUUGUACGUUUUGUAACUGAUGGUUCUGUAACAGCCCGUGGAUUUAAAGCAAGAUACACUGUUAUUCCUGGUAAGUAG
This is a messenger RNA of Porites lobata, 4126 nucleotides long. The record is from the annotation of a GenBank genome assembly. Lineage: Eukaryota; Metazoa; Cnidaria; Anthozoa; Scleractinia; Poritidae.